This is a messenger RNA of Zophobas morio, 3239 nucleotides long. Its product is annotated as nonsense-mediated mRNA decay factor SMG5-like. NCBI's taxonomy places the organism in Eukaryota, Metazoa, Arthropoda, Insecta, Coleoptera, Tenebrionidae. The transcript has 4 exons. Bases 343 to 3036 code for a protein of 897 amino acids. Gene Ontology annotation, biological process: nuclear-transcribed mRNA catabolic process, nonsense-mediated decay. Gene Ontology annotation, cellular component: telomerase holoenzyme complex. Gene Ontology annotation, molecular function: telomerase RNA binding; protein binding; telomeric repeat DNA binding. The record is from RefSeq and is a predicted model, not a curated record.
AUUUUUAUUUCAACUAAUUUGUAGAUUUUACUCUAGUGGAGAAGCCAGUCGUGCUAAGUGGGUAUUAUUGUGUCGAUUUUCUAGCUUGGUUGAUUUUAUUUUGUAGUUUUUGCUGCAAAGUUCGUUUCGCCGCUAGAUGGUGCCACCAUUUUUAAUCAAAAAAUCAUGUGGCAAUGGACAUAUUUGUAUGAUUUGAUAAGAAAUUGUGAUGGUGUCAAAACAUAUUUGUGAAAUUAAUAAUGAUAUAAAAAUGAGUUGUGUGACCAAUCGGUAUUUGGAAUCGAUAAUCGAGAUUAUAAGAAAUUUGUUGAAUUCUUGACCGGGGUAACAACAUGAGUUGAAAUGAAGAAAGUUAAAAAUUCCACAGAUAUUCACCAAAAACAGGGCCAGGAGCUGUCUAAAAAGCUGUAUAGAUCAACAACCGAACAUGCUAAACGUUUAGACGAUGCUCGAAGCUGCGCCCGAACCAUCGGCGACUUGUUCACCCCAAGUCUGCAAAUCAAGCGUCGAAAAUUUUGCGAGUACUGCGAACAGCUGAUUUUUUCCGACCCCAUGUUGUAUGGGAAGAAGGGCGAAGAACUGCUUUGGCGCAAGGGGUAUUACGACGUGGUUUCUACGGCGAAGAAGCUGAAAAAGAGGGAGUAUAGUCAGGAGGAGAUAUGCAACUUGCAGACGCACAUUAACGCCGGAAUUGGCUUCUACCACCACUUGAUCUCUAGGUUGCAGUGCGAAUUUAACCUAGAUUUGACCCAUGUGAUAGAUUUUUCUGUCGAGUCACAGGCCAACAGUGACGUCAGAAGCGAUUGUUUGGAUUGGGCGACUUCGUCCGUACAUCAGUGUUUGAUUUAUUUGGGGGAUUUGAGUAGGUACCGGCUCGAGGUUAACCCAAAAAGCGAGCCCAUUUUGGCGUUUCGGUAUUAUUUACAAGCAAUUUCGUUCAAGUCGGACCACGGGAUGCCCCACAACCAAAUGGGGACUCUAGCGAUGAAUAGAAACAAAUUCUUAGAUGCGGUUUAUCAUUACAUGCGUUGUUUGGCUUGCACGGUUUCCUUUGAAGGAACCAUCAAUAAUUUGCAUAGCUUGUUUGAUAAAAAUUCCAAGUACUUGGAACAGUUACCACUAGAACCAAACCCCGACUGUAUUUCCCAGACUGACAAAAACGACCAACUUAAACGCUUCAUCGCUAGGUUCCUUCUCCUAAUAGACAUAUGGUACUUUAACAAAAAAGUCACCAAAGUAUACAGUUUGUGUCACCAGACUUACAAAGACCUUGAAGAAUGUUUAUCUUUAUUGAAAACGACAAACGAGAGCUGUGAAUCCCCCACGGAGAGCGAAACCGACUCCGUUACGUCACCAGAACUGCUAAGCAACGAUAUGAUUUUCAAAAUCGUAGUAAUCUGCCUCCUCUGCAUCUCCAAACUCCAAAAAACCGGCCACAAUCAAGUUUCCACCGCCGUUGCUUUCACCCUUGCCAUUUACUCCCAAUUGGUCCAAAACGUGACCAACCACAUCCACGAAAGCGUCCUAAACUACCCCCUACCAGAAGUCGAAGUAAAAAUGGAGCAGACAAACGGAAUCGUUACCGAUCUCCUGAAGAAGAACCACCGAAAACGAAACACUUCGAAACUGCGACGCCGUAAAGCUUUACCGGUCGAGAUCGAGUCGGACGCCAGCGAAGGGGAAGACCCGGCCGAAGCCGAAUCCGCGGCGAGUUCGGACGACGACGACUCGUUUGUUUCCGACGACGAGAAUAUUCUGGCGGAAUCGUCCGACGAGGAGUCGGACGUGAAGAAAUCCGACGAUUCUGUGAAAGAAGAGAAUAAAGAAAACGGGACUGAGAACGAAGACAAAGUCGAUGUGAUUAAGAAAAUCAAACGGAUGGAUGUUAACGAUAUGCUCGAGAUUAUCACAGAAGAGGGAUCUUUGCAAGCUGUUAAGGUGAUAAAUGAUUGGUUGAUGCAGGAUACGGAAAUUAUUAAGUCAUGCGGGACGAAUACUAGGAGUUUGUUGCGACAGAUCACAAAUAUGUUGAAUUUGAUUAAUAUUAAUAUCAAAAGUUCAAAGAUAUCUGGGAUCAAGUUGAAUGUCGCUAGUGUGAUCAAGAAUGAAGAGAAAAUCCCGUUGAGCGAAGAUAUCGUCUUGAAAGGGGUUGAGAUUUUGGCGAAAGCUCACAACGACUUGGAUUGGAAUUACUUGCAUAAGCAUGGGAUGAACACUAAGGAGGAAAGUGUUACUAGGAUCAUAAAAUUUAUGUCGUUUGGGAAAUUUUUGACUAGUAUUGAGGAGACGGGUAUUACUUUUGAUGAAGAUAAGAAUGUUUUUGUUUGCAAGUGUGAAGAUAAUGAGGAGGAGAAGCCGUCGAAUGCCAUUGUUGAAGAUCUAGAACAAGAAGCCGAAAGCGGCUCCGUCAUCACGGACAAGCUCGACGACAAAGAGGCCGACAAUAAGGGCCAGCUUAUGAAAAUGAAACACAUGGGUCAGCUGUGGCUAGCCUCAGAAGUGCGGGCUUUAGAGAGCCGCGUCCGAGGGAAAGCCUCCCUUUCACCGUACCUAGUCUUGGAUGCCGACGCUUUAAUCAAGUACACCUUCAUGGUAAAGCACUUCGUGCACUCGCGCAAAUUCAUCGUUCUAAUACCAUCCGCAGUUGUUUCAGCCUUGGACGACCUAAAACGCGAGCAGUCGGAGGCCCGGGACGCCAUUCGGUGGCUGGAGUCGCAGUUCCACCGCGGCAACCGGUUUUUCCGGGCCCAGAGACCGCAGGAGAGAGCCGCGAUCCCCUUCAUCAAGUACCCGAAGAAGAAGGACAAAGAGAUGUGCACGUACAUCCAGAUUAUCGAGUGCUGUUAUUUUCUGGCCGAGCAGCAGAAAGGCGCCGCUAAUUUAAUUACGCUCCUCAUCGGCAACCAGAACGUAUUGUCCAAUGGAGAGAAUAAGGAGUUUAGUUAUGUCGGAUUGGCGCAGUCGGCAGGAAUUUCGAUCGAGUCUAUCACACAGUUUUAUAGUAAAUGGAAAAAGAAUUACAAGGCGAGGAGGUGAACGGAGGAGGAGCGGGUUGCGGUUGAUGAGCUCAUUUUAUGAUUCGGUUUUUAACGAAAACUGCGAAGGUGGUUUUAUUAAAGAAGAAACUUUAUUACUGGAAUUUUUAACUGUGAACUAUAGCGCAUUUUAUUUCAUGUCAACUGAUUUUCGUUGUAGUUUUAUCUUUUAUUUGUCAACAAUAAACUAAUUUAAUCAUUCUA